UAUCAGAACUUCAGAAACCCUGUGGAAUGUCGAGGUACGAAACUCCAAGUGCAGAUAGAAAUCAUGGCCAAGCAACACCAACUUGUCCAAGAUGUAUCCUGUGCCAAACUGAAAGGAUGGAAGUGAAUGUUCAAUUACCAGCAUAUUCAGCAUUUUAAUGAAAAUCUUUAUAUUUAUCUUGACAAGUUAGACUUUGGAGAAGAAGUUGACUGAUAAAUGACGUAUAUGUCGAGCGCACCAGCUACUGACUCACAUUAGCAACACCCCACAGUGAUUCCAGCGUCUAAUGCUCACAAGCGGCCGUAUGAUGGCAGUAGUUUACUGUUAUGUUUUUCUUCUCCCAUGGGGACAUCGUGUAUGGAAAGGCGGUGACAGCACAAAUUGUAAUGAGGAAUAAAGACAGGAGACGAACCUGGCUCUAGCAAAGACAUUUUUCCUACCAGACCCACUACAACGACUGACGGCAUCGGCUUGUGGACCUCCUGAAAUUGCUCUCUGAGGGUUUGGCUGUGCCAACAGGUCCAUGCAUUCAUACUAGUACGUCUCCUUUAGAUCCAUGGCACGAGCAUAUGAGUUCAACUGGCAAAAGCCUCUUCCAAGCUUCAUGCAGGAGGGGGCAUACUUUGACCGAUUUGAAGAGGACCCUUUUGUUUUUGAACCUCAGUGCUUUUUCAAAGUGGACGAGUUUGGUUUCUUUCUUACAUGGAAAAGCGAGGGAAAGGAAGGUCAGGUUUUGGAAUGUUCUCUUAUCAACAGCAUACGCAGCAGCAUCCCAAAGGAUCCCAAAACCUCGGCGUCCCUUGAGGCGAUGGGAAGGAGUGAGAGUGAGUUGGAGGGCUGCACCCUGUGCAUAUGCAGUGGCCCUGACCUGAUCAAUCUCACCUUCACGUUCAUGGUGGCCCAGAGUGUCAACGUUACCAAGCAGUGGACAGAGGGCUUGAGGUCACUGAUUCACAACUUCAGGGCCAACAACGUGUGCCCCAUGACCUGCCUGAGGAAACAUUGGAUGAGGCUGUCAUUUCUUACAAAUGUGAAUGGAAAGAUUCCAGUGAGAAGUAUUACAAGAACCUUUGCCUCAGGCAAAACUGAAAAAGGAAUCUUCCAAGCACUGAAGGACUUAGGUCUACCCAGUGGAAAGAAUGAUGAAAUUGACCACUUGGUGUUUACAUUUGACAAGUUUUAUGCACUCACACAAAAGAUCUGUCCCAGAAUUGACAUUGAGGAACUCUUCAAGAAGAUAAAUGGUGGCAAAAGUGAUUAUUUAAACGUAGACCAGUUAGUCUGCUUUUUAAAUGAAAAUCAGCGAGAUCCACGGCUCAAUGAGAUUCUCUUUCCUAUCUACGACUUCAAGCGAGCCUUACAGAUAGCAGAGCAGUAUGAGCCAGAUGAGAAGCUGAAAAGAAAAGGCUUGAUGUCGAGCGACGGCUUCUGCCGCUACCUGAUGUCAGAUGAGAACGCCCCCGUCUACCAGGAUCGCCUGGAGCUCUACCAGGACAUGGACCAUCCCCUGGCCCACUAUUUCAUCAGCUCCUCGCACAACACCUACCUGACAGGCCGCCAGUUCGGGGGGAAGUCGUCUGUGGAGAUUUACCGUCAGGUGCUCCUGUCAGGCUGCAGGUGUGUGGAGCUAGACUGCUGGGAUGGCAAAGGUGAGGACCAGGAGCCCAUCAUUACUCAUGGGAAGGCCAUGUGCACAGAUAUCCUCUUCAAGGAUGCUAUUCAGGCCAUCAAGGAAACUGCCUUUGUGACAUCUGAGUACCCUGUGAUUCUGUCCUUUGAGAACCACUGCUCCAAGCCUCAGCAGUACAAGUUGGCCCGAUAUUGUGAAGACAUUUUUGGGGAUUUGUUGCUCCGGGAGGCACUAGAAGGCUUUCCAGCUUCUGAGAUGGAGCCCGGGCGCCCUCUGCCCUCUCCCCGUGACCUCAGAAGGAAAAUCCUAAUUAAGAACCGAAGAAUGAAACCAGAGGCUGAGCAGAAGGAGCUGGAGGAUUUUAAGAGGCACAUGGAAGCAGGUGAACUGAGCAGCUUUCCUAGUGCGGAGGAGAAUGAAGGAGAAGCGUUUAACGAGGUGGACGAGGCGCACCCGGAGCUGCAGCUGGGGGAGGCGUUCUGCUCCAGUGAGCCGAGCGGGCCGGAGGAGGAGGAGAGCGGCAGGAAAAUGACACAGGAUGAAGUUGAGAUAUCAGAAGCCCCCUAUCAAGAAAAUGGCAAGAAGGUUGGGGAGGCAAACAUGGAUGUCCAGGAGCUCAUCAACAGCUACCACUAUGUUGCAGCCACAACCAACGUCCACCCCUACCUCUCAUCGAUCGUCAAUUAUGCCCAGGCUGUGAAGUUUCUGGGCUUUGAAGUAGCUGAGGACAACAACAUCCAUCACAACAUGUCCUCAUUCAACGAAACGGUUGGCCUGGGACUGCUGAAGACGAGUGCCAUUGAGUUUGUGAACUACAACAAGCGGCAGAUGAGUCGCCUGUAUCCCAAAGGGGGCCGAGUAGACUCCAGUAAUUACAUGCCUCAGAUCUUCUGGAACGCCGGCUGCCAGAUGGUGGCUCUGAACUUCCAGACCCCAGAUCUGUCCAUGCAGCUGAACCAGGGCAAGUUUGAAUACAACGGCUCAUGCGGGUACCUGCUGAAGCCCGACUUCAUGCAGCGGCCCGAUCGGAUGUUCGAUCCCUUCUCCGAGACCCCAGUUGAUGGUGUGAUAGCGGCCAUGUGCAGUGUUCAGGUUUUCUCCGGUCAGUUUUUGUCCGACAAGAAGAUCGGGACGUACGUGGAGGUGGACAUGUACGGGCUGCCCACAGACACCAUCAGGAAAGAAUUCAGAACCAAGAUGGUGAUGAAUAAUGGGCUCAAUCCACUUUACAACUCUGAACCUUUUGAGUUCAGAAAGGUUAUCCUACCAGACCUGGCUGUUCUGAGAAUAGCUGUGUAUGAUGACAACAAUAAGCUGAUUGGCCAAAGGAUUCUCCCCCUGGACGGGUUGCAGGCAGGGUACAGACACAUCUCCCUGAGGAACGAGGGCAACAAGCCGCUCUCACUGCCCACUGUCUUCUGCAACAUCGUCCUCAAAACAUAUGUGCCCGAUGGCUUUGGGGCCAUUGUGGAUGCGUUGUCUGACCCAAAGAGGUUCUUAUCCGUCACUGAGAAGAGGGUGGACCAGAUGAAGGCCAUGGGCAUAGAGGAGUGUGACAUCGUGGAUGUGCUGAGCGACAGCUCCAAGAGCGAUAAAAAGCGGAAGGUGAGCCAGGUGAAGGCCAGCGUCAGCCCGUGUGGGAGCCCCGAGCUCAGGCACACCUCCACGGCAGGACAGCAGCCCGCCGGCUCCUCAGCAGCAACGGAUACAGCCCUGCUGGUGCAUCCCGUGAGUGUGGAUGACUUGAAGCAGACGAAGACCUACCUCAAACUGGUGAAGGAGCAGCAGCGGGGGCUUAGUGCCUUAAAGAAGAAACAUGCAAAGGAGCAGCUGGUGAUGCAGAGGACUCACAGCACACAAGUGGACAGAAUUGUAAGUCAGCACAACAAGGAGAAGGGGACUCUGGAGAAACAGCUGGAAAAAGCCGUUAAGAAAGCGAGUGAAAAGAACAGUUCCCAUCUGAAGAUGGAGACAGACUUCAAACUCCAGACCGUAAGCGCGGAGCACAAAGAAAAGGUGAACGAGCUGGUGUCCCAGCAGUGUGGCGAGUGGUCGGGGCUGAUCGGUGGUCACGGCGCGGAGAGCCAGGCGCUGCGGGACCAGCACGUGCUGCAGCAGUGUGAGCUCCUGAAGGCUCUGUUAGCGUCCCUCCAGCAGCAGCACCGCCAGCAGCUGCAGCUCAUCCACAACCAGCAUGGUAAAGAGGUUCGAGCCAAGCAGGCCAAAUCCUCCAUGGAGAGCGGCAAAGCUAUCAGUCAAGAUAAAAGUAUCAAAAACAAAGCCGAGAGAGAAAGGAGGGUGCGGGAGCUGAACAGCUGCAACACAAAAAAGUUCCUGGAGGAGAGAAAAAGGCUCUACAUGAAGCAGUCAGAGGAGACGGAGCAGCUCCAGAAAGCCCAGCGUGAACAGCAGGACAAGCUGGAGAAGUGCAUUGAGCAGCUUUUGCGCUCACAUCACUCAAAGUAUCACAGUGAAGGGCAACAAGAUGCAGAGAGAGAGGAAAGAGGAAAGACAACAGGCAAGCCACAGUGAUGCAACAAGGAGUCAAACAUAAUGAAGGAGGCAGUUUUUUUACAGUACAAAUCAGAGAGAGAGAGAUUUUGUAAUAUUCAUUGAUUUGGUUUAAUCUCACUUACUAAUCUAAUUACAUGUAUUUAUUAUGUUUUUAUGAGAACACAUGUUAUUUUGUUAUCAAAAUGCCACCUUGUUACCUGUGUUAUAUUUACUUUUCAUGUCUGGAUAUGAACCGGUGAACACAGCCAUUAGAAGUGGGCCCGCUAAUGAAUGACUCUCACUUUCAUUGCUAAUGGUGACACAUUUAUAAUGGUUGAGGGAGUGAGGUAGGCCAUCAAAGGCUCUUGAGUUCCAAUGGCGUUUCAACAGAUCAAACCUACUUUACUGAACUACCCGCCCAGAAUUGAGCCUCUCUGCCGCUUUGGCAUUCAAAAACCCUUGCAGGUUUGUGUUCAAAUGUAAAUGCUUUUAGUACAUUUCAAAGACUGAUGCACAUUUUGUUCUGUUUUGUUUCUAUGAACCUACUACUACAGCUGAUUUUAUGAUGUUUAUUUUUUUUUAGGAAGGAGCCCAGUUUGAACAAAAACACAUUUAUAGUAAACUUAACUCUAUAAGUAAACUCUAAUGCAUAUUUUGCCUGUUUUGGGUUGUAAACAUAUUUUAUCUGUGUUGUGUAGGUUUCAUAAUGUGAUUUGUCAUUGUUAACCUGGGAAAAUAGUGUUCUAAUUUAAAAGCACUGUUGGCAUGCACUUUGUAUUCACAUGCCAUCUUGGUAUUCUGUCCAUGGUCUGUAUAAUCCGGUACUUUGAUGUCAGCUAUUACAACACUGUUUUAUAAUGCCAAGGUACGUAUAGCUGUAGAAAGUAUGGCAUUACACUGUACCUCCAGCAUCAUUAUGUCUGACAUUAAACUGGGCUUGUACAUUUAAAA
Messenger RNA from Clupea harengus (Atlantic herring), 5074 nucleotides. RefSeq names its product 1-phosphatidylinositol 4,5-bisphosphate phosphodiesterase beta-4 (gene plcb4a). Bases 557 to 4162 code for a protein of 1201 amino acids. Lineage: Eukaryota; Metazoa; Chordata; Actinopteri; Clupeiformes; Clupeidae. Gene Ontology annotation, biological process: phosphatidylinositol metabolic process; release of sequestered calcium ion into cytosol; phosphatidylinositol-mediated signaling. The record is from RefSeq and is a predicted model, not a curated record. Gene Ontology annotation, molecular function: phosphatidylinositol-4,5-bisphosphate phospholipase C activity; calcium ion binding. The transcript has 38 exons.